Molecule: messenger RNA, 2283 nt
Organism: Prorocentrum cordatum
Lineage: Eukaryota; Dinophyceae; Prorocentrales; Prorocentraceae
Source: the annotation of a GenBank genome assembly
AUGCUGUCUACUGCUGGUGCGCUCCUCCUGGCGCUGCUGCAGACCGCCGAUGCCCUGGGUCUCCACGCGGUGAAGAAGCAUGGGAAGAAGCACGGGUCCCACAAGAUGUCCUACGGCCGGGUGUACCGCAACGAGGGCUGCGCGCCCCUCGACAACCGGGGCACGCACUUCACCAUCGACGUGGAGGUCGGCACCCCAGGCCAGCGCUUCUCCGUGGUGGCCGACACGGGCAGCAACACGCUCAUCGUCCCCUCCUGCGUGUGCCAGGAGAGGGGGCAGUGCCCCCAGGACGGCUCCGAGCACUGCUUCACUGGCACCAACCGGUCCUCGUCCUUCCAGCUGGAGAGGGACGCGUCAGGACCCACCAGCCUCGUGCUGACCUUCGGCAGCGGCCAGAUCAAGGGCAUCGUUGCCAAGGAGCACGUGAAGGUCGGCCAGGUGGAGACGUUCAUGGACGAUGGGAUGCUCCUCAUGACCGACCGGGCCCUCAACAUCCAGGGCGCGUUCGAGGGCAUCCUCGGGCUGGGCGUGCCGCAGCUCCCCGAGGACCAGCCCGCGCAGCAGCCAGCAGAGCCCACCGGCUAUGCCGACAAGAUGGCCGCCGAGGCUGCGGCGAAGGCCGGCGGCGAGCAGCCGGCGGGCGACUACCAGCAGAUGCCGGCGAACAUGCAGGAGAUCAUGCAGAAGAUCUUGGGGCAGAUGCAGCGCGGAGAGCUGCCAGCGGCGCCGCAGCCUGGCCAGACGGCGCGCGGCGAUCAGCAGGUAACCGCGGGCCCAGUGUCGGAGGGCGGCGAGGACGCAGGCCGGUCGCCAGAGGAUUACAUGCGGCAGGUCGUCGGCGCCAUGAACAUCAGCGGCGGCGGCAUGAUGAGCGCCAGCAUCGGUCACGCGCUGGUGGCGUCGGCAGGCUCGUUGGUGUCGGCGGCGGCCCAGGGCACCUUUGAGGGACAGAACCCGCUGGAGGACAUGCUGAGGAAGAUCAUGUCCGGCCAGGCCGCCGCCGCCCCCAUGGCCGACGCGCCGCCGCAGAGGGCCUACCCGAAGGGCUUCCUCGAGCAGGCCAAGGUCGACCGCUUCUCGGUCUGCUUCAACGACGGCUCUGGCGGCGUCCUGAGCCUCGGCGGAGACAUGCCCAAGACCUCGCACGGCGGCAUCGGCAAGCAGCACUGGGGCGUGGACUUCCGCGGCAUCUCGGUGGGCAACGAGACCCUGCCCUCCCAGGCUCUCUUCUGCACGCCCGAGACAACGAACAUGACCGAGGAGCAGAUGACCCCAUGCGGCGCCAUCCCCGACUCUGGGACCACCACGAUCAUGGGUCCUGCGGACCAGGUGCUCAAGCUCAUGGAGGGUAUUUGCGAUGGCUGGGACCGCUGCAGGAAGAACUACACUGCCAUGGUGGAGGCGACGACAGCCGCGGAGAACGACAUGAGGAAGAUCUACGGCUUCAACCCGUUCAACCUCAAGAACGCCGUCAAGAAGACUGACAUUCUGCAGGCCGUUCUGUCGGACUGCGAGUCGUGGAUGGACGAGAAGGUCGGGCUUAGCGAGCUUCCGCCCCUGCACUUCCACGUGCAGGGCAACAACGGUACCAAGCAGACGUUGACCAUUCCCGGCCACUUGUACAUCAUGGAGACGCCCAGGGAGCUUUUGCAGCAGCAGACGCCGAACCACGUGCAGCAGCAGCAGCCCACGUACGUGCAGCUCGGCAGGACUGGGAUCAACGCCACCGCCCUCGACAACAUCCCGGUCACGGAGAUGCACCCCGAGAUCAACAGCCAAGCCAACAUCUCGGGCAAAGUGUGCGUCCCCGCCCUCGGGGAGAUGGAGUAUCAGACGAGGACCAACGGCCCAGUCUGGAUCUUCGGUACCCCCCUGUUCUACCAGUACGUCGUGGGCUACGACGUCAGCACGAACCCGCCCUCCAUGGCCUUCUCCGAUCAGGGUGAGACCCCUUGUGGCGUCUGCAACCCGGAUGUGCAGCUCUGGGCCAGCCCCGCUCUCGACGACGACGCCUGGGAGGAGGAGGAGGAGCUGCCCGAGAGGAAGGAGACCCACAGUUUUUCUGUUCUUCUGCCAUCCGCGUCAACUCCCUGCCGAGGAUGCCGCGCAUCGACACCUCGAGGCCGCUCUGAGUCCCCCGGAGCUCUCGCCCCUGUGGUCGGCGCGGCGCCCGCGGGCAGCGCGAGCUUACGUUCACAGGGGCUCUCUCGACGAGGAGCUUCUCGCUUCCUUGUGCAGGAAGAGCGUGGCGUAUUGCUCUCUUGUGCAGGAAGAGCGCGAUGA